Molecule: messenger RNA, 470 nt
Organism: Gongylonema pulchrum
Lineage: Eukaryota; Metazoa; Nematoda; Chromadorea; Rhabditida; Gongylonematidae
Source: the annotation of a GenBank genome assembly
UCGAAGGAAUACUGCCAAACUCAACGGGAUGUGCACGAACACAAGGCUAUUAUAAGUUAUCGCAUAAACAAAAGCGUGGCGUGUUACGUCGGCCAGAUAUUUUCUUAACUGAUAUCAAUGAAAAGGAUGAUGAAAAAGCUCGACACACUGUUCAGUCAACACGAGAGGCACGAAGCAUGAAUCGUCGGUUAUUGGCAACAUUGGGCGAAACAUCUUCUGAUAUUCUUAAAGUAAAUCAGCUGAAGUACCGUAAAAAGCUGAUAAAAUUUGCGCGUUCGCGUAUCCAUGGAUGGGGAUUAUAUGCAAUGGAACCGAUUGGACCAGACGAAAUGGUUGUUGAAUAUAUUGGACAGAAGAUACGACCGACAGUAGCGGAUGAACGUGAGAAGGGUUAUGAGAGGCGCGGUAUGGGCUCCAGUUACCUGUUUCGGAUUGAUUCCGAUAACGUAAGUUUGUUUCUAUGUGGCUAG